UUCAAUACGCCAAUGUGUUGCAAGAGAGGAACACAAGCUUAUUUUGUUGAUGCCUAUUGUUGUGUGGAAGAAUCUCGAUUAAGUUACUAUAGGACCAAAUCAUUUCAACAAAAGUAUAGAACGGCUCCAUCCAACGAAAUUCGUGAAAGUGUGAAUAGGGGCAUCACAGAAGCAUCAGAGGCUGGUCAAAAAGUUGUUUUGCCUUCUUCCCAUGUUGGAGGGCCUCGGUAUCUAUACCAAAAUUACCUUGAUUAUGUUGCUCUGUGUCGAAGAUAUGGUUGCCCUGAUUUGUUUAUCACUUUCACAUCAAACCCUUUAUGGUCAGAAGUAACAGAGUCAUUGGCUUUCAUCCCUGGCCAACAUGCAAGUGACAGGCUUGAUAUCGUUGACCGUAUAUUUCAUAUGAAGCUAAAUCUAUUGAUAGAUGACAUUGUGAAGAAAGGAUUUUUCGGCACUAUCAUAGCAGUUGUAUACACAAUUGAAUUCCAGAAGCGUGGUCUUCCACAUGCUCAUCUUAUAGUAUGGUUAGACAAGGAUGGACCGCUAACAUCUGAUAAUAUUGACAAACUCAUAUCCGCACAACUACCAGAUCCUUCUAUUGAUCCAGUUGGUUUUGAGGUUGUUACAUCAUUUAUGAUCCAUGGCCCUUGCAGUGCUGCUAAUCCGGCCUGCUCAUGCAUGAUUGACGGUGAAUGUUCCAAGCACUAUCCCAAAGAAUAUUGCGACAAAACAACAAUCUUGCAGAAUGGCCAUGUCCGGUAUGCCCGGCCAGAUAACGGUAUUACUGCAAAAAAGAAUGACACCGAUCUUGAUAACCAAUUUGUUGUACCCCAUAACGUUGACUUAUUGGUUAAGUAUCAAGCGCACAUAAAUGUGGAAAGAGUUAAUCGUGAUGGAAUGGAAAAAUACCUAUUCAAGUAUAUGGCCAAAGGCUUUGAUUGUUCUAGGGUGGGCCUCCAGCGUACACGAGAAUAAAGAGAGCCUUCCGUCCAAAA
Messenger RNA from Phragmites australis (common reed), 995 nucleotides. RefSeq lists its product as uncharacterized. The coding region runs from base 13 to 975 and encodes 320 amino acids. The record is from RefSeq and is a predicted model, not a curated record. The transcript is spliced from 3 exons. NCBI's taxonomy places the organism in Eukaryota, Viridiplantae, Streptophyta, Magnoliopsida, Poales, Poaceae.